Molecule: messenger RNA, 1788 nt
Organism: Gloeophyllum trabeum ATCC 11539
Lineage: Eukaryota; Fungi; Basidiomycota; Agaricomycetes; Gloeophyllales; Gloeophyllaceae
Product: hydroxymethylglutaryl-CoA synthase
Exons: 4
Coding region: 112-1578 (488 amino acids)
Biological process (GO): ergosterol biosynthetic process; acetyl-CoA metabolic process
Molecular function (GO): hydroxymethylglutaryl-CoA synthase activity
Source: RefSeq, a predicted model, not a curated record
AAAACACCCCAUUAAUUUCCGCUGCUAUAUAACUCCUCUAUUCGCUCCUUUGCUCGACGACCAUCCCUCCCCCGCAUACAACCGCCCACCCCACCACCGCCAGCACCGACCAUGACCAUCCCCAUCGUCAACAACAUCGUCGAAGAGCUCCAGGUCCGCCCGCGGCCCAAGGAUGUCGGUAUCCUUGCCAUGGAGAUGUACUUCCCGCGCAGGUGCAUCUCGGAGGAGGACCUCGAGGUGUUCGACGGUGUCGCCAAGGGCAAGUACACCAUCGGCCUCGGCCAGCAAUACAUGGCCUGCACCGACGACCGCGAGGACAUCAACUCCUUCGCCCUGAGUGUCGUUUCGAGCCUCAUGGAGAAGUACAACAUCGACCCGAGGUCCAUCGGCCGUCUCGACGUCGGUACCGAGACGAUCAUUGACAAGUCUAAAUCCGUCAAGACCGUGCUCAUGGACCUCUUCGCCGAGUCCGGCAACUCAGACAUUGAGGGCAUCGACUCCAAGAACGCUUGCUACGGAUCCACCGCUGCCCUCUUCAACGCCAUCAACUGGAUCGAAUCCAGCUCAUGGGAUGGUCGCAAUGCUAUCGUCUUCGCCGGCGACAUCGCGAUUUACGCUGAGGGCGGCGCCCGGCCCGUCGGAGGUGCCGGUGCUUGCGCCAUGCUCAUCGGACCCAAUGCGCCCAUCGUAUUUGAGCCCAUCCACGGCACGUACAUGGCCAACACGUACGACUUUUACAAGCCCAAGCUCGACUCCGAGUACCCCGAGGUCGACGGCCCGCUCUCCAUCACCACCUACCUCACCGCGCUCGACAACUCCUACUCGCGCUUCCGCGAGAAGACCGCCAAGUUCAAGAAGCUCGCGCAGAUCCACGGGCACGCGCCCAACGGCGUCAACGGCGAGGUCAACGGCAAGUCCGAGGACCCCAAGGCCGUGUUCAGCCUCGACGACACCGACUACCACGUCUUCCACAGCCCGUACGGCAAGCUCGUGCAGAAGGGCCACGCGCGCCUGCUCUACAACGACUUCAUCUCCAACCCCUCCGCGCCCAAGUUCGCCGCCAUCGACACGUCCCUCCUUAACGUCUCCCCCGCCGCGUCACUCACGGACAAGAACCUCGAGAAGGUGUUCACGGGCUUCGCGAAGGACCAGUACGCCUCGCGCGUGGCGCCGUCGAUGCACUGCGCGAAGCGCUGCGGGAACAUGUACACCGCCUCGCUGUACGGCGGGCUCGCGUCGCUCAUCUCCGCCGUCGAGCCGUCCGAGCUCAAGGGCAAGCGAAUAAGCAUGUUCGCGUACGGCUCCGGCGCGGCGUCGUCGUUCUACACGAUCCGCGUGAAGGGCGACACGACGGAGAUCCGGGAGAAGAUGGACCUGCUCAACCGCCUCGCGAGCAUGAAGGUCGUGCCCUGCCAGGAGUACGUUGACUCGCUCCACCUCCGCGAGUUGAACCACAACGCCGCGGCGUACAAGCCCACGGGUGACAUCGACAACAUCUGGCCGGGCGCGUACUACCUCGAGGAGAUCGACUCCAAGUACCGGCGCAGGUACGCGCGGGCACCGGUUGCAUCAGCAUGAGCAGAGGGCGUUGUUGGGUUGUCACUGGGUCGUAUUGUCACCGUCGCAUUCGCAGUUAUUAUUUAAUCAGUCGCAGUUAUGCUUUGCUACUCACUCACACUUAGACCAUACUAUUAGAUGUUUACGCUCAAGGAUAAUAUAUGCCGUGUAUUAUGCAAGUCAUGCUGGGGUGAUUCAGAUCGAGCACUGUAACCGAGGGUGGAAAGUUCA